GUAAACAAAACAAGGAUAUGUAUUUUUAAAUCAAGCAGGCCUUGAGAUAUUAAAAGUCAAUUAAUAACGUAUUAAAAAUGAUGCACAAGGGCAAGGACAUGAAACGCACUGGAGUAUAUCGUGUGAGUGGCAACAUUGCAGACUUCCAAUUGCUUCUGAAGCUGCGACACAUCAGCGAAUGGCUGCCGGUGCCGAAAUUGGAGUACAACGGAGCCCAAGGUACGGGCGAACAGCCGGAAACAGACGAGGACCGCUGGUCAGACUGCCUCAUUCAUAUACCGCAGGACGAUGAUGUGUAUGGCAGUGGACGGAAUCGCAUUGGGUAUUAUGGCUGUUACUAUAGCUUUCCCAGUGGAGGUGGCAGUGCCAGCCACCCCGUCACCGCCAUGGUACGACGGCGCAAGAGUCCCAGAUCCCCCAGAGCUAUAGAGGCGCCGCCUGAAGUGCGGGCGGAGGAAAAUCUGAAGAAGCAAGAGAAGGAGGAUGAGGCGGAGGAGAAGAAGGAAGUGGCGAAGAAGCUUCCAGCCAUCGAAGCGCCGGAGUCUCACAAGGACGGAUCCCAUGAAUCGCAAGAGGCCGUCUACCAGGAUCCGCAGAGGACUUCUUUCCCCGAGAAUAGCGCCGAUAUGUUCUACGAAAGAAACCGAGAACUGUGCAAUGGAGCCAUGGCCUCCAUUUGCAUAUCCUGGCAGCAGAAAUACUUCAGUCACCCGGAACUUCAGCGCCAGCUUGCCGAUCUGGGUGCAUGUGCCUCCAAAGCCCAGAAGCGCUAUCAUAACUGGGCCCUGGAGAUACAGAAUCUGCAGCAGCUGCAUCUCCAGAAACUGGAGCAGCAACGAGAGCGUAUCCAGGAAAGAGAACAGGAUCUGGAGCGAAUGCGAGUGCGUCGCAAGCCGCGGAAAACACGACCGCUGAGACCUCGUCCUGGGGUGACCGCCCUCACCACAAUGCUCGUCAGUAAUGGAUUGUCGUCGGCCAGCACGUCGGAGGUUUCGCUGGCGGAUGACCCGCAUUUUGCGGCUAGGACCUGCCUGGUUUACACCCUGGUGGAUGGUGAUUCCGAGGACAUGCUGCCCCGGGAGGCCCACGAUAUCAAGAGCAAGGGCCAUCAACUGAUGUAUGUGUACGCCGAUUUGCAGCAGAAGACCCUACUUGUCACCCUACGGUACGAUCCUGUCCAGGGCCUGCUCUAUGUCUACCCGGACUUCAGUGCGAGUGCCCAGGAUCUGGACUAUGUGGUGGUCGUUGAGAGGGAAAACGAUUGCCGACAGUUGUAUGCUUAUGGUUUUGAGAACGCCACGCCCUUGCAGUUGGUGAAAACGGUUGAGAAUGUCCGGCAGGAUGGGGAGGAGUCGGAGACAGAUUCCGAGGAUGCCGAGGACCUUCCAGGCGAUAGAACGGCCUUGGAACUAUUGGACUACCAUCAGCGUCAGAGGUUGGAUGCCACGGAGUUGCGUUACCUGCUCCAUUUCGAUAUGCCGCCCAAGCGGAUGCGCCGGAUCUGCGUGCUCCUGGAGCUGCAGGAGGCCCAGUUCUUUGAGCGUCCCAACAUCCAUGUACGAUACUAUGUGCAGCCGCCGCAGCACACCCUCUGGGAGUCGUCCAUGGGCACCGGCGCGGACGAUCCCCUGAGAGGAUCGACUGCCACAUGCCGGAACGCGGGUGACUUUCGGCUGGCCAAUCUGGGUCACUGCUGGCAGGUGACCCUUCUCUGCGAGGAGCACUACCAACCCAAUGAACUGAUGCACAUCUACUUUGAGGUCGUUUCCAUUGAUUUCUGGCAACGCGAACGCUGCGAGGGCUAUGCCCAUUAUUCCUGCUCCUUGAUCUCUCCCUUGACUAGCGAGACCGUCAAGAUGCAGUGCAUCCGGCCACUGGGCAGCUGGUUGGAUUCCCUGAAUCGUUACUUCAUUGGCGGUCGGAAGCUCUUUGACUUUGUCUCGUACUUCGAUGCCCAGAAUGCUGAGAAGGAUAUCCACAAUCGCUUGAACUUGGACCCCGGCAGGGCCAUGAGGAGCACUGGCUACCUCGUGCUCCAUGUCCAGAAGUUGCAGCAGCGCCACGUGGAGAAUUCGGUCGGGCAGCUACAACUGGAUUUGUGCGACAGCUCCACCGAGGCCAGUGGUUCCGACGAAGAUGCCAAGUCCGGCUCGAUGACGGACACCGCCAGGGCCACCACUCUGGACGAAGUGAUGACCGCCUAUGUGGAGGCCAGGGAGAGAAUAGAGUCCCUCCUGGGAAGAGCCAUAGAAGCUUAGUGGCAGCGAAUUCUAAGAACCAACAUCGAAUUA
Drosophila bipectinata is the source of this 2291-nucleotide messenger RNA. RefSeq names its product Meckel syndrome, type 1 (gene Mks1). The record is from RefSeq and is a predicted model, not a curated record. Lineage: Eukaryota; Metazoa; Arthropoda; Insecta; Diptera; Drosophilidae. Gene Ontology annotation, cellular component: MKS complex. Gene Ontology annotation, biological process: cilium assembly.